Molecule: messenger RNA, 2501 nt
Organism: Seminavis robusta
Lineage: Eukaryota; Bacillariophyta; Bacillariophyceae; Naviculales; Naviculaceae
Source: the annotation of a GenBank genome assembly
GAGUCGGUUUCGAAGCAGGAUGGGCAAACCAAAGCUUCGCACCGUCUCCCAAGGACGGCAUAGAAGCCGGACAUUGGCAUCGACUGGAGCCAGGCAAUUAACCCACAAAAUUGAAAUCUGCAAUUUGAACAACCAAACAGUUCAUCCAGCUAACCACACUUUCCGAGUCUACAAAUUUCGUCUCGAUGUCUCCCAUUAUUGAAGAAAAAGUCCAAGUUUGCAUUAUCGGGGGUGGACCCACUGGCAUUAUCUACCUGCAGGAACUUGUGGAUGCAGGUGUUACUGAUGUCCGUGUCAUUGAAGCCAAGAAGACUUCUGGUGGCCUCUUCCGUGGGUGCUACGAGGAUUCCAUGCUCACUAUUUCCAAUCAAUUCAUCACGUUCUCCAAAAUGCACAACGUGGAUCCAAUGCACAUGUACACAGAAGAGUAUGCUGACUACUGCGAUGAAUUUGUCAGCAAGUUUGAUCUAUCUCAGUACAUGUCUUUUGAGACUGUUGCCACCAAGUGCAACUAUGACAAAGGCAAAAAGAUUUGGACCAUUCAGUACAAAGGCAUUGGCCCUGAAGGAGCCACUGGUAGUGUGACCUCUGACUACCUUGUUGUGGCAUCCGGGGCCCAUGCCCCAGUUUCCCCAAGUACCACUGGCCUGCCCAGUUGUGUCAAACUGCCAGGUAGCAAUGGCUUGCCCGCCUUCAACAACUUUAAAGGGACUGUGAUUCAUUCUUCUGAAUACCAGACCUCCAACAUCUUUCAGGGCAAGCAUGUCUUGGUAGUUGGAUCUGGUGAGUCUGGAUCUGAUAUUGCUAUGGCAGCCACCACAGGCAACUCCAAGUCUGUUGCCGUGAGUGUACGAGGAGCACCAGGCCAUUUUGUUCCACGUGCUUAUGGGGAAGCUUAUUCCGCUGAAACUAGAAAAGUACAAUCAGGGAAUGGCAACUGGUGGCAGAAGAACUUUCCCAUUGGACCCGGAGAAGGUCCAUUCGAUCAUAGCUCAAACAUGGGAAGAGUUGGUGCGCCAAGGUCGCAAUUGCUUCCAGCAUUCAAUGCUGCCCGUGCUGCAGCUGCGGUUGCCCCCUUAAUGCCAGGUGACUUGACACCUUCAAAACAAGGUAUAUUUACCUUUGGAACAAACCUUCUCUGUGGUCUACACAGCACCAGUCAGUACGGGACCAAGACAGGGGGGCUUCCACAGGCUGUGGCAAAUGGAGCAUUCUUGGUUCCUGGGAUCCAACAAGUCAAAUCCAAAUCUAUAGUCUUUGCUGAUGGAACUGAGCUUGAGAUUGAUCUUGUUGUGCUUUGCACUGGCUUCAAGACCACAUUUCCUUUUCUGGAAGAGGAGUCACCACAAGCCAUCAAGGACUUCAAUCCUAGGAAGCUCUGGAAGCACAUGUUGGACAGUGAAUACGGAGACAGACUUGUUUUUGGAGGAUUUGUCAGGCCUGCUUUUGGUUCUAUUCCACAACUAUCCGAAAUGCAGGCACGUGUGUAUGCCCAACUUGUUACUGGGAAAAUUGCCCUGCCAGAAGAGAAACAGCUGGCCCAGACCAUUGCCACAGACGCAGCCAGAGAAGAAACCUUUUACAUUUCCUCAAAAGACAUCCCAGCACUUACCCACUUUAUUCACUACUCUGCUGACAUGGCCUCAUUGAUUGGACAAGGGAUUGAUUACCGGAUGCUGCUAGUAAAAGAACCCAAGUUGUUCUUGCGGCUUCUGUCCAGCCCGUACAAUGUCAAACGUUUCUACAUGAAUGACAAUGACAAAGCUUUGAGCCAUGAUGCAAGAAACAGAUUUGCAAAAAGGCCCAAGGCAGCCCUCCUUGACACAGACCUUCACAUUUGGUUGCUGUGCCUUGCCAUUACAACCCUUGUUGAUGUACCAAUGCUAUCAUUGCCUGGAGUGAUGCCUCCUACAAGGUCCCAGAGAGCUUGGGCAUGGCUGACUCUCCCAGUCUGGUGGAUUCUUUUGAUUCCGUCCAUCUAUGAGUAUGCAGUCUUGUGGUUGUUUGCACUCAUGAGUCCCUAUACAUGGCUGUACUUGUACAGAAAUCUGAUUCAUGGUGGUGACAACCAAGCUGGUGAUUUCUGUUGGGCGGCCUCUGUGUUAGAAAAUUCGUACAUUCGAAACUUGAUUCUCCAUCCCUUCUCAGUGAUUGCAUUUGUUGUAUAUGUGAUUCUGAGUCUACCCAUUGCCAUCCCUCAAGCUGUGACGACGGAGUGGGCCUAUCAAGGAACAUGUUAGUCCACCCCGAGACAACUGAUGCCAAGUAGUAGUAGAUGAAGGAUGCAAAAAAAUCGCAGACAUUGUUGCCAUCGGAAAGGUUGAAGUCCUGACCUCUAGUAAUUAACAUAGGCAUAGCACUAAGGAGUAAAAGACUCUCUGUCAUAGAGAGAUGCAUGCCAACUUGUCCAGUUUUCUGAAGAGUAACGGGGGUUUGAGAGUAGGGAACUUAUCUACGGAAGCCAGUUUCUUGUUCUUGCGGUGGCGGUCGAUAGUCGAUAC